CCCGAAGUGCUGCUUAAUCCCACAAUGCAGUGCAUGGCGCGUCACUGAAGAACGACAAUGAUGGCGGCGGUCGGUGCACCAGAAGUGAUUUCACAGCUGGAAAGCGCUGCCAAAGUUUUAAUGGCACCGCCGUCCAUGGUAAGCACAGAACAGAGGCAGCAUGCAGAGCACAUAUUCCUCUCCUUCAGGAAGUCAAAAUCCCCCUUUGCCAUCUGCAAACACAUCCUCGAGACUAGUAAAGUGGACUAUGUGUUGUUCCAGGCCGCCACAGCCAUCAUGGAGGCUGUGGUUAGAGAAUGGAUCCUUCUGGAAAAGAGCUGCAUUGAGUCCCUCAGAACGUUCCUCCUCACCUACGUCUUACAGAGACCCAAUCUGCAAAAGUAUGUUCGAGAGCAGAUCCUGUUAGCAGUCGCAGUCAUAGUGAAGAGAGGCUCUCUUGACAAAUCCAUCAACUGUAAGAGCAUCUUCCAUGAGGUCAGCCAACUCAUUAGCAGCGGCAAUCCCACAGUGCAAACACUGGCCUGCUCCAUCCUGACGGCUCUGUUGAGUGAGUUCUCCAGCUCCAGUAAGACCAGUAACAUUGGCCUCAGUAUGGAGUUUCACGGAAGCUGCAAACGUGUCUUUCAGGAGGACGAUCUCAGGCAGAUCUUCAUGCUCACUAUGGAGGUCCUGCAGGAGUUCAGUCGGAGGGAGAACCUCAAUGCUCAGAUGUCCUGUGUUUUCCAGCGCUACCUUGCGCUGGCCAAUCAAGUGCUCAGCUGGAACUUUCUUCCACCCAAUCUGGGGAGGCACUACAUUGCCAUGUUCGAAGCGACUCAGAAUGUCAUGCUCAAGCCAACCGAGUCCUGGAGGGAAACUCUUCUAGACCACAGAGUCAUGGACCUUUUCUUCACUGUGCACAGGAAAAUCAGAGAGGACUCAGACAUGGCUCAAGAUUCCCUUCAGUGCCUGGCCCAGCUGGCCUCCAUCCAUGGCCCCAUCUUCCCCGAUGAGAGCGCUCAGGUGACCUACCUGGCCCACCUGGUGGAGGGAUUGCUCAGUAUGAUCAAUGGGAUCGAGAUUGAAGACUCUGAGGCCGUAGGCAUCUCCAGCAUCAUCAGUAACCUCAUCAGCACAUUUCCCCGGAGCGUUCUGACAGCUCUCCCAAACGAGCUCUUCGCCUCUUUCAUUAACUGCCUCACACUGCUCACGUGCUCGUAUGGUCGCAGCGCCGCCCUGGAGGAGGUGCUGGAUAAGGAUGACAUGGUGUACAUGGAGGCGUAUGAUAAGCUGCUGGAGUCCUGGCUGACGCUGGUGCAGGAGGACGAACACUUCCCUCGGGGCUGUUUUGUCCAGCCGGCCGUGCAGGUCUUCAACUCCUACAUUCAGUGUCACCUCGCAGCUCCCGACGGCACGAGAAACCUGACUGCAAAUGGUGUCGCUUCUCAUGAAGAGGAAGAAAUUAACGAAUUACAGGAGGACGACAGAGAGCUGUUCUCGGAUCAGCUGGCCAGUAUCGGCAUGUUGGGCCGCAUCGCUGCAGACCACUGUAUACCUCUGCUCACAGGAUUGUUGGAGGACCGAGUCACACGGCUUCACGGGCAACUCCAGAGACACCAACAGCACCUCAUGGCCUCAGCAGACCCGGGAACGGUGGAACGGAAGGUUCUAGAUGACCUUUAUGAAGACAUUCAUUGGCUCAUUUUAGUGUCAGGUUACCUCUUGGCUGAUGACCCUCAGGGUGAAACACCAUUGAUACCUUCAGAAGUGAUGGAGUACUCUAUCAAACACUCGACAGAGGUGGAUAUCAACACUACACUGCAGCUGCUCGGCUCUCCUGGAGAGAAGGCCACCUCCAUCCCAGGAUGCAACAGGACAGACUCUGUUAUCAGGUUGUUAUCGGCGGUGCUAAGAACCUCAGAAGUGGAAUCUCGGGCUACACGAGCGAGCCUGACUGAGCUCCUGAGUCCUCAGAUGGGCAAAGACAUUGUCUGGUUUCUUCGGCGCUGGGCCAAGACAUACCUGUUGGUGGAUGAGAAACUCUACGGCCAAAUCAGUAUACCUUUCAGCACAGCAUUUGGAGCGGACACAGAGGGAGCGCAGUGGAUUGUGGGAUAUCUUUUGGAGAAAGUGAUCAAUAAUCUGUCAGUGUGGAGCUCUGAGUCAGAGCUGGCUAAUGAUACUGUGGAGCUGCUGGUGACUCUGGUGGAGAAGAGAGAGAGGGCGAACAUCGUGGUGCAGUGUGAGAACUGGUGGAACUUGGCCAAGCAGUUUGCCAGUCGCAGCCCUCCUUUGCAUAUGCUGUCCAGCACAGUCCAGCGGACCCUGAUGAAGGCCCUUGUCCUGGGCGGCUUUGCUCACAUGGAUUCUGAUACCAAACAGCAAUACUGGGCCGAGGUACUGCAUCCACUCCAGCAGCGCUUCCUUAACCUCAUUAACCAGGAGAACUUUGCUCAGAUCUGUCAAGAGGAAGCUGUGAAGCAGGAGAUCGUUGCCACUCUGGAAGCUCUGUGUGGCAUCGCUGAAGCAACGCAGAUCGACAAUGUGGCAUCUCUCUUCAGCUUCCUCAUGGACUUCCUGUCCAGCUGCAUUGGCCUCAUGGAGGUCUACAGAAACUCACCAGAAACGGUCAACCUCAUCAUUGAGGUUUUUGUGGAAGUGGCCCACAAACAGAUCUGCUACUUGGGCGAGACUAAGUCUAUGAAACUGUAUGAGGUUUGCUUGACGCUGCUGCAGGUUUACUCCAAGAACAAUCUGGGUCGCAAGAGACUCGAUGUAGCCGCAGAGGAGGACCAGUACCAGGACCUUCUGCUAAUCAUGGAGCUCCUCACCAACCUGCUCUCCAAAGAGUUCAUUGACUUCAGUGACACUGAUGAAGUGUUUCGUGGGCAGGAGCAGAGCUCUGGUGCUGGACGGCCCGUAUCAGCUGCUGAUGUUGUGCUGUAUGGGGUUAAUAUUGUGCUGCCCCUCAUGUCUCAGGACUUGCUUAAGUUCCCUUCUCUGUGUAACCAGUACUAUAAGCUCAUCACCUUUAUCUGUGAGAUCUUCCCAGAGAAGAUCCCUCAGCUGCCUGAGGAGCUCUUCAAAAGUCUCAUGUGCUCCCUGGAGCUGGGCAUGACCUCGAUGAGCUCAGAGAUCAGUCAGCUAUGUCUUGAGGCUUUAUCCCCAUUGGCUGAGCAGUGCGCCAAGACACAGGAAAAGGACACGCCCCUAUUUAUUGCCACACGACAUUUCCUUAAACUGGUGUUUGACAUGCUGGUGCUCCAGAAGCACAACACUGAGAUGACCGUAGCAGCAGGAGAAGCGCUCUAUACACUAGUGUGCCUUCACCAGGCACGUUUAAUGCUUGCAGUAUGAAUUUUACCUGAAAGAAAUGGAUGAUC
Messenger RNA from Carassius carassius (crucian carp), 3362 nucleotides. Its product is annotated as exportin-4. Gene Ontology annotation, molecular function: nuclear export signal receptor activity. The record is from RefSeq and is a predicted model, not a curated record. Lineage: Eukaryota; Metazoa; Chordata; Actinopteri; Cypriniformes; Cyprinidae. The coding region runs from base 58 to 3336 and encodes 1092 amino acids. Gene Ontology annotation, biological process: protein export from nucleus. Gene Ontology annotation, cellular component: nuclear pore; cytoplasm. The transcript is spliced from 22 exons.